CAGAUUCUCACUGACCAACACAUUCCGCAUCGCAUCCCACCGCCACUUAGCUCACUGGUCGGAUCGGUUGAGGAGCAUUUAUCAACGCUGCGAACCAUGAUUGACAGAUAUCCGCGCACGUGGAGUUCCCUCUUCCCACCGCGGUGGGCGCGCAUGCAAGAUUCGGAAACGUGCAAUGCGAUGACUUGGCCUUUUCCUCCGUGAGGCAAUUAUUCCUCUCCUUCCCGACAACGUUCUGGACCGUCACGACCGUCGUGGACAUCCCUCGAGCUACUAAUAGAAGCAUGAUGGCGCCGGGCGUAUGAGCCGCUGAUGCAAUCGCAACUCUUCAUCAUCCAUUGGCAUGCACGGGUUUUUUAAUCCUUGACUCCUCCAAAUUGCGACAUGAUUCAUCUUUGAGCUGCUACCUCGAGAUUUUCUGGUCUGCGACUCAUCCUAAUUUCUCAUCGUCUUCGUCAUGAGGUGGUCAUCGUGUCUGGCUGUACUCAGCCAGACCAUCGCAUCAGCCGCAGCGCUGGACACGCGCUCCACACCCUUCUUCAGCAAUGAUCAGACUUCAUUAUAUCUCAUGUUUCAGAACAACUUGAACUUCACCGACGACGGCAACCACAUCAGCGCGAUACUACUUGAUCCCAUGACAUAUGAUCAAGCCUCCGCUGCAUGCAAUGGCCUAAACGAGACGUUGAUUCCACUCGCCUCACUUCGCGCCCACUCCUCAGAUUUAUCAUAUUCCCUCCGAUAUCAGGAGUAUCUUGCGAGCCAGGCCAAUCAGCUUUUCUGGAUUCAAAAUGGGGUCGUCGGCGUAGAUGAGCAACGUCCAGGCCAAUUGCGAUACCCGACCACUACGCCAUCGAAUAGUGCACGACUCCCCGUAAUCUGUACUCAAUCAUACACCAACAACUACCCGAAUACUGCACAGGCCACGCCUCCGAUCGGAAUCCAAUUGGCAUCAACAGGGAACACGUAUGUUGGAUUCCGCAACCUCAAAUCAUUCCUAUUCCUGGGCAUCCCCUUUGCCAAUUAUCCAGGCCGAUUCGAAUAUUCGACGGUAUACAACAACACUGGCCAAACCAUCUAUGCCACCAGCUUCGGUAAACCCUGUGAACAGCCAUUCUUUCCCGACUCGGCUGAGGAAUGUCUUUCGUUGAACAUUGAGACUCCAUACAUUCCGCGUGCAGGAUCGACAGGUGGCCUACGUCCGGUGCUUGUGACCAUACCCGGUGGUGGCUUCACGGUCGGUGCCAGCAAUCAACUCGAUCCGUCCAACCUGGUCUCUCGCGAAGACAUUGUUUCGGUAUCCAUCAAUUAUCGCUUAGGCACGUUCGGUUUCUUCACCGUCCCUGGUACCGACCUCAAAGGCAACUAUGGUAUCGCGGAUCAGAUCACGGCGCUGCGAUGGAUCAAGGCGAAUAUUGCCAACUUCGGAGGCGACCCGAAUCGCGUCACCAUCACCGGAACCUCUGCAGGAGCAAGUUCCGUCCAAGCACUCCUGGGCUCACCACCGGUCAUCCAGGAGAAGCUGAUAUCCGGCGCUCUCGUUCAAUCCAACCUAGGGGGUGGCGUCGGCUUGGGACUUACCUCGUCCUACUACACCCAAUUCAGCGCCUGGCCCACCAUUCAGCAAUCCUACGAGGUCGCCGGCCAGCAAAUCUUCCAGAACGCCGGCUGCACCCAAUCCAACCUCGCCGACCAAAUCGCCUGCCUGAAAUCCGUCCCCGCACAAACCAUCAUCGACGCCGGCAACUACGCCCGCUUCGUCGUCCAAGACGGCACCUAUAUCACCCACCCAGAAACCCCCGUCGGCAAGAACACCGCCACCCAACAAACCACCGCCCACGUCCCCGUCAUCUUCGGCAACACCCUCCACGACGGCGCCAGCUUCGCCACCUUCCCGCCGGCCUCCUCCACCACCAGCCUCUCCGUGGGGCUCCAAUACAGCCUCAGCAUCGGCGCCUCCGCCGCCGACUCCAUCCUCUCCAGCGGCCUCUUCUCGGCCUACAACAGCGGCAACCUCACCCUGGAUGCCUUCAACAUCAGCGCGCGGGUCGCCUCGGACUUCGGCUUCCGCUGCACCAGCACGGCCUUCGUCUACGCGGGCGCCACCAACGCCGUUUUCCCCAAAGCGUGGUACUACACGCUCUCGCGGACGUGGCAGGGCUACGACGCGAACCACCUCGGGCCCGAACUCACCCGCGGCCCCACCGAGUCUCCGGAUUUCCCGCUCGGUAAUCCGAAUAAACCCUACUUCCGCCUUCACGGUGGAGAGGGUGGCUUCAUGUACGGCGAGCAGAUCCCAUUGAGGGACGUCACCGACCUCCGUGCGAGCGAGCUGAUCGCGGGAUAUGUGGGCAGUUUCGUCCGCACGGGCGAUCCGAAUUCGGACAUUAAGUGGUUGAGGGUGAGGGGGUACUACGAUCAAAUCUCCUCCAUCAAUGCCAGCGGUCCCUGGUUGCCUGUUCGCAACGAAACGGGGCCCACGAAAUUGUUGGAUUAUCCUGCCCGCGACGCCACUUUCCCGGAGAUGAAGCAGUGUUCUUGGCUGAAUUAUUCGAUCGGAUAUUAUGUUGAUCAUUGAUGCAAGGGCGUGUAUGUGUGUGGAGUAUUCCUCGGCUGUUCUCUUGUGCAGAGGAACGACAGGGACGGGGAGACUUUGGAGCAGAGUAGGUAUGGAUAUAGAGAUAGAAUAGUACAAAGAUGGGUUACAGGGCGAUAUGCGUAUGAUCAGCCACGAUCCGAUCUUAUUUUAUUCUGGA
Messenger RNA from Dissoconium aciculare CBS 342.82, 2753 nucleotides. RefSeq names its product carboxylesterase family protein-like protein. The record is from RefSeq and is a predicted model, not a curated record. NCBI's taxonomy places the organism in Eukaryota, Fungi, Ascomycota, Dothideomycetes, Mycosphaerellales, Dissoconiaceae. The transcript is spliced from 2 exons. Bases 458 to 2575 code for a protein of 705 amino acids.